Synchiropus splendidus (mandarinfish) is the source of this 3219-nucleotide messenger RNA. RefSeq names its product solute carrier family 30 member 9 (gene slc30a9). The transcript has 17 exons. Lineage: Eukaryota; Metazoa; Chordata; Actinopteri; Syngnathiformes; Callionymidae. Gene Ontology annotation, biological process: zinc ion transport; transmembrane transport; positive regulation of transcription by RNA polymerase II. Gene Ontology annotation, cellular component: nucleus; membrane. The record is from RefSeq and is a predicted model, not a curated record. The coding region runs from base 518 to 2242 and encodes 574 amino acids. Gene Ontology annotation, molecular function: monoatomic cation transmembrane transporter activity.
GUGUUUGUAGCUGCCUCGCUACUGCUGGAACUGUUAUCAGUUUGUCCGUAGCCUCUCAGAAUGCUCGUAAAACAGCGGGGAAACCGUCUUCAUUGUUAGGUAUAGUUACCCAAGACUACCUAAUGUAGCCGCGCUCACCGGGUGAUUGAGUUGCCCUUUGUUCGUUUCAUGUCAAUCGGCACUCGAUUCAUUCUUUGGUUUAGCUCACGGUGGCUAACUAGCUCGGUUAGCUCCGUUCCUGCUCUGUCACAGCUUAGCCGGCCGGCGAACUCGUAACAACCGAGCGUUAAUUCAUCAUGACAGCCAUUGCACGCGUUUUAGUCGAGGUACUAGGUGAACUAAUUUAAAGGGCCCGUUUGGACCAGCAGUAGUUAUGCUGUUAAGCCUCCGAAGUGUGGGUGUAAGGCGUUAUUCUGUUUGAAUGAGGUCAGUUUGAUAGUGGCAGUUCUCUUGGUGACGAGUUGUCUGUGACAUAGCGAGUACAUUCACGGCAGUACCGAACCCUGGUUCUGCCAGGAUGUUCCCCAGUCUGGCCCACAGACCGUGGCAUAUCGUCUGCAGGCUGACUUUGCAGCACCGGGCGUCCCUGUCACAAAGACCCCCGAGGAUUCAGCAUUGUCAUGGGUGGCAAAGUGGAGGGGUGCAUAAUGUGUGGCUCAGCUCCCACGAUUGCAGAGUUGCUUCUCUUGGAUUCACUCAAGUCCAGUAUUACUCAACUUCUGGUGACAACAAGGAUGACCCCCCGAAACCUGGACCAGGUGAUGCACCAGUUGCUGAAAGCAUUUUGUCCAGUGCUGCAAAAACCGCCCUGAAUACGCCAGGAUCAACUGCGCAAAAGCUAACAAAAGCUGAAACCAUUCAAGUCAAAGUCCGGGCAGUUCUGAAGAAACGGGAAUAUGGAGCCAAGUACACACAGAACAAUUUUAUCACUGCUGUGAGAGCAAUGAAUGAGUUCUGUUUAAAGCCAAGUGACCUGGAACAGCUAAGGAAAAUCAGACGACGGAGUCCUCAUGACGACACAGAGGCUUUCACUGUGUUUCUACGCUCAGAUGUGGAGGCAAAAGCAUUGGAUGUUUGGGGAAGCCAUGAAGCUCUGGCCAGAGAAAGAAAACUCAGAAAGGAAGUAGAGAGAGAAUACCAAGAGAAUAUUUUCCGAAAUCAACAGUUGCUGAAGGAAUACAAAGACUUCUGGGGAAAUACAAAGCCCCGAUCUGGAAAGAGGACUACUUUUAUGCAAGGACCAGGGAAGGUGGUUAUGGUCGCCAUCUGCAUCAAUGGUCUGAACUUCUUCUUCAAGCUGCUGGCGUGGGUCUACACUGGGUCAGCCAGCAUGUUCUCAGAGGCCAUCCACUCACUGGCUGACACCUGCAACCAGGCUCUGCUCGCUCUGGGGAUCAGCCAAUCAAUCCGCAACCCUGACGCUGUGCACCCAUAUGGCUUCUCCAACAUGCGCUACAUCGCCUCCCUCAUCAGUGGCGUGGGGAUUUUCAUGAUGGGGGCGGGCCUGUCCUGGUACCAUGGCAUCAUGGGACUUCUUCACCCGGAGCCAAUUGAAUCUCUGCUUUGGGCCUACUGUAUAUUGGCGGGGUCUCUGGUCUCAGAAGGGGCAACGUUACUUGUGGCAAUCAAUGAGAUCAAGAGGAGUGCCCACCAACAGGGAGUGUCUUUCUAUGAAUAUGUCAUGCAGAGUCGAGACCCCAGCACAAACGUGGUGCUGCUGGAAGACACUGCUGCUGUGCUGGGAGUCAUUUUGGCUGCGGGCUGCAUGGGCCUGACCUCCCUCACAGGUAACCCUUACUACGACAGUUUGGGCUCUUUGGGGGUCGGAACCUUGCUGGGCACCGUCUCCGCAUUCCUCAUCUACACUAACACAGAAGCACUGCUGGGCAGGUCCAUCCAGGCAGAGCGUGUGCAGAAGCUGACUGAGUUUCUGGAGAACGAUCCUGCUGUCAGAGCCAUCCACGACGUGAAGGCCACUGACAUGGGUCUGAGUAAAGUUCGCUUUAAGGCAGAAGUCGACUUUGAUGGCCGAGUCGUGACCCGCUCUUAUCUGGAGAAGCAAGACAUUGACCAAAUCCUCAAUGACAUUCAGCUGGUGAAGACCCCAGAAGAGCUGGAGAACUUCAUGCUGAAACAUGGGGAGAACAUCAUUGACACUCUGGGAGCUGAAGUGGACCGUUUGGAGAAAGAGCUGAAGCAACGUAAUCCUGAGGUUCGCCACGUGGAUUUGGAGAUCCUAUAACAGAGACCGUCUCCCUCUGCUACAUGAACAACCUGGAGGUCUCCUUCCUGACUAAGACAGCACAAACCUCCUCUUAAUCAUUUCGGUUCUGAACCUGUGUUCACAUUCCUCGGAUGAAUGUGCAGUUUGGAACCUUCAGGGUUGGUGCUGCUCAUCUUCAACGCGACCCUUCGAUUCACGCUCAUAGCCUUCUGGUACCAAUUAAAUACAGCCAUUUGCUAGGUGUACUUCUUGUUUUUAAAGUUAUGCAUUCUGAAAGUUAGAGUGCUUAUUAUUUUUAAUUCAAAGCGCAAAAAUAUUUGGCAAGUUCAAACAAAUGUACGUCUUUUACUUUAGCAACAGUAGAAAUCAGAGAGAGAAGUUUGCAGUUGUCACCUCAUGCCAUGACGCUUUGGAAGCGACGUUUUAUAAUCCAUGUACUUGCAUGUUUGAUUGAAAAGAGUGACAGUAACAUGUCUGCCAUGUCAUGUGCACACUCAACUGUAAGUGCUUGGUGUUGACAUGCAUAGUACUGAUACUUAACAAUUCCCUCACUGCUGAAUCUCUCAACUAAAGUGCAUCAUACACCGACAGCACUGGGACACACCUGGCUGCAAAAACAGGCCAGGAAACUGCUUAUUCUGUUUCAAGAAGUAGGCCAGAGUCAUUUCACCUAUGUGGGAGGCUGAAUAUAUAUAUAUAUAAAUAUUCCUAUAUAUUUUUGAAGGAGUGUAAUGUUUCCUGUUGUGAUGUUGACGCAGCUGAAGGAAUAAAUUUGAAUAAUUUAUUAUGUCAUUUCAGUGUCUGGAAUAGAUUUAUUUAUGUCACUGUUGCUAGGUGCUUUACAUGAGGGUUCAACCAGCAGAGCUGAGCCAGAAGAUGAAAAUUCUGGCUUUACUGACAACCACAGGACAAGAGAUGUCACUGUCACACAGUACAUUACCUAUUACUCAUCGUGUGGAGCAGACGGCUUUGGGAAACGAGAAAAUAAAAUGUGA